This is a messenger RNA of Babesia sp. Xinjiang, 1896 nucleotides long. RefSeq lists its product as uncharacterized. The record is from RefSeq and is a predicted model, not a curated record. NCBI's taxonomy places the organism in Eukaryota, Apicomplexa, Aconoidasida, Piroplasmida, Babesiidae. The coding region runs from base 1 to 1896 and encodes 631 amino acids. The transcript is spliced from 2 exons.
AUGAAUCCGGUUUCUCAAGAAGAGGCGCCUCACGAGCACCAAAAGGAGACGUGGGUGAGCAGCGCUCCUAAAUCAGCUCAACUUGUGAAACCUUGCUGUACGCCAAGGGAUGGAGCUAUUCCUAUUACUAUCCCCGUAUACAGUCCCGUUUAUCACGGUACCCAAGUUCUUUCAGGGACUCCGGGAAUCAUUCCUCAACAACAGCAUGUAUUCGCUUCGCCUUUUGGAACAAACCAACAAUUAUGUCAAGGCGUACAAGUAAUGCAAAAGGAGCCUCUCUAUCAGAUUCAAUCGAAACUAUUCAACGACCAACCACACGGUUUCGUUGCUGAUCAACCCGUAAACGUCACGCACUACGUUUGGAAACAGACAUCUGAGCAGCCAACGCAACCACAACAGUCAGCACAGCCGGAACCGCUUAAACAUCAGGGAACUUUUGCUAAGCUGAGGACACUCUUUAACUGGCAAGAUUCUAAUGCAUCCGAAGAAUACGUUCAAAAGCUAGAGGAUGCCAAUGACACAACAGUACACGUCACUGGGCAUCAAACUGAACAAGGCAAUGUUGAGCCAAUCCAAAAGACGAAACGACAACCCAUAUGUGGUGUAUUUAACUCGUGUUGCAUGAACACCGGUGAGGUGCCUGGUUACGAGAACGCAUCUGGAACUAUUUCUCACGCCAACACUUUGGUUAGAGAAAGCAGUCUAGUAUCUGGAAUGUCAAAUGCUACACAUAUAGUCAUGCCGUCCAGGGGUGGAUCAAUUCAAAGCAACGUUAGCGUGCCAAUCGGAUCGCAAAAAAACGAUUCUCCUAGAGCAAAUGUUGUUUCGAAUGCUGGAAUGGUUUCGCAGGGCAGUAUUAAUGCGACCCAUAGAAUAACGCCACAAGAAAGCAUCAAUUCCCAACGUGUCGUUGUUCCGCAAGCAAGUAUGUGCGUGCAACAUGGUUUGGUUCCACAAGAGGGCAUAAUCACGCACAACGGAAUGGUACCUCAGGGCAGCAUUGUUCAUCAGACAUCAAUUCCAACACAUGCCGCAAAUAGUGUUUGCCAGGUUAACAAUCUUCAGAACAACGAAACGGUUAAUACGGGUGCUCCAUUAUGCUUUAGCAUGUGUUAUCCGAGGACCAUUUCGAAUCACGCAGAAACUGUGGUGCCGAUGACGUCGAUACAGAGUCAAGCUUCAAUUCCGGUUGGGUCAUCGGAUGUCAGCUGCUUUGGUUCGUGUUUUGGUCAGAACUCUGCAAAUGGCCUUACUUCGUAUGCUACCCAGGGAUCGUUCGGGUUGCGGAAUAUGUUCACAAUGAAUCCAUUGUUUGCUCAAAGAGCAAUGAGCACUGCUGCGGUACCUGUGGAUGGUAUCUCGAGGCAGGUUUCAACAAUAAGCCUGCAACCUAUACAUGAUGCUACUGGGGGGGUGCACACUGCUAGCAGUCAGUUGUUGUCUCAACCACUUCUUAUACAGGAACCUACAGUAUAUGAAACACAGAAUCCGGUGCAGAAGAAGUGUGCCAUGAAGCCGAAGACUUUCAAGCUACAUGCAGUUGAAAUUCAUCAGUUUGUACCUAUGCCGACCACUCCAACCUCGAAGUUCGUCCAGUCGGUGUCUGGGAUGAACCAAAUGGGUACACCCGUUUUUCAACACGGUUUGGGCAUUCAGCACCCCAACUGCUUUUUCAACCCUAACACCACUGGACAUGUGGCACCCGUCAUGAGGGACGUGAUGGAAGGCGUUGCCAACCCCAAAAUACCACACAUGUACUCAAUGGAUUCGGAGCGCUCCCAUCAAGUGGUUCGCCUACAGACUGAUGAAUCAAAAAUUACCCCAAGAGAGGAUGCCGACGCAGUCAGCGAACAGCACAAAGAGCACGUUGUAGAGCCCCAGGGGGAGCAGAAUUAA